ACUGGGCUCUCGAGCAAGCGAGAGGUCAGUGCGGAGCCGGAGGCGAGCUUGUCCAGUUCCAACGCCAGCUCGCAGGCAUGGCCCCGGCAGCAGCUUCGGGUGGCAGCACCCUGCCCAGUGGCUUCUCCGUCUUCGUCACCUUCCCUGACUUGCUCUUCAUCUUUGAGUUUAUCUUUGGAGGCCUGGUGUGGAUCCUGAUCGCCUCCUCCCUGGUACCCAUGCCCCUGGUCCAGGGCUGGGUGAUGUUUGUGUCUGUGUUCUGCUUCCUGGCCACCACUUCCCUGAUGGUCAUGUACAUAAUUGGUACUCAUGGUGGGGAGACUUCCUGGAUCACACUGGAUGCAGCCUACCACUGUGUGGCUGCCCUGUUUUACCUCAGUGCCUCAGUCCUGGAAGCCCUGGCCACCAUCACAAUGUUCGAUGGCUUUACCUACAGGCAUUACCAUGAGAACAUCGCUGCAGUGGUGUUCGCCUAUGUGGCUACUCUGCUCUACGUGAUCCAUGCUGUGUUUUCCUUAAUCAGGUGGAAGUCUUCAUAGGACAGCAGAUUGGGAGCUGAAACCCAGAUGCAAUUAACUGGUCAGCCUGUCUUCCCCAUUAACUUCCUGGAACAGACUGAAUGGUGGAGAAAAGAAAACAAGCCAAAAGAAAACAAAACAGACACAAAAACAAAAGGAAACCAUGUUCGAGUCUCUUGGGUGUUACGUUUACCUUCUGUUAGGGUUUAGGGCUUGCUGAAUUUAACUUCCAGCCAAAGGAGGAAAGAGUUGUCUUGGCGGGGGCCCUUUCUGCCCUUGACCAGGACAGUGGGUGGGAGCUUGGAACCUUGAUCUGAAGAAAUGACAAUUUCCCCUUGACCCUUGGAGCAGGUCCUAACAAUUGCCUUUCGGAAUUUUCCACAAGCUCUUUGCACCACUCAUCCCCUGGCAUAUCUUAGAUUUUGUGGAUAGUCUAGGUGUCACAGGCACUGAAAUUCACCCAACAGAGGUCUCUAGAUAGAUGUUCAUGGUGGAAGAUGAACCCCUUUGAAAUACUUCAUUAAAUACCUUUAUGUCUCAUGCUUCGGGUGGGGAACUGGGAUGUUUUUCAUUCUCAGGAAUCAGGGACUGACACCUUUCUACUCAACUUUCUUCCUGCCAGAGUCCUUUGAUGUAACCUGAACCUCAAGGGACAAUUCAGAUGUGUGUGCUGGGCCAGUCUUUCCCACAAUGACUCACUGAGGAUGCCACCCUCACAACAGUGUCCACCAGGACAGUGUCUCCCUUGUAGGUGCAUCCCAGGGAGCUCAAGGAACAACAGUUUGCUAAAUUAGAAUCUUUUCAAGCUCAGAAAACUAGGUGUGGGCAUUCCUUCUCUUCUUAGGGCUGAUCUAAAAUGCUCUAGUCUGUGUUUGGGCAUGUUCUCAGAUCAUUUCUUUCGGGGAGAAGAGGGACCUGACUCCAGAGCAAAGGGAGAGACAAUGGCUAUUUCUGGCUGCCACAUUCCAGGUGAGGGACAUCUGACCUGAAAGAAGAAAGUAUAAUUAGGAAGGACAUGGAGAGCCUGCAAAGUCAGACAUCUGCUAGGAGAUCUCACCUGGACCCCACAGUUUAAAGGAUUGACAAACUAGAGUUGGAACCCCAGAUGCAGGGACGUCCUGCCAGCCACCAGGACUGCCAGGAUUCUAGCCUCGGUCAGCUUCCACUAGCUGAUGUUUUAUUCUCCAACAAAGUGGGAGAUUGAGACCUACAACCAAAUUAGAUUUGGGGAGUUUUCUACCUUGGUUCUGAGGAUGGAACCCAGGGGGUACACAUGCUGGGUAAGCACUCUUCUCCUGGAUCCCAUCUUCAGCCCCAAAUUGAGUCCCAGUGGCACAUCCAGGAGGCCUUUGGUUAUCCCAGCCAUACUGGUACCCAAAUCUGCCAUUUGCCCCACUUAACACAGUCAAAAUUUCAUACUAAAACGCAAGCAAAAGAUUAGGGGGAUUUAUUUUUAAAAAUUAAAAUAUAAACUAAGAGAUUAUAUGAAGUUCAUUAUAAUGGUUAACAAAGUCUGUAACUGAACGCUGACUGGGGUCGUCUUAUAUUUUCAACAAAACUGAACCAUAACAUUACACUAACCAGCAGCUCAACAUGAGCGAGGGUUGGUUUUUUUGUUUUUGUUUUUUUUUUUUGAUAAGAAGAAAAGAGAGAUGAAGGAAGGAAGAAAGGAACAAAGGAAGGGUGACUAAGAUGAAUUUUCCAAGGGUUUCUCAAUGUUUCAGAUUUUUAAUCAUUAAAAGAAACUUUCAUAC
Messenger RNA from Rattus norvegicus (Norway rat), 2272 nucleotides. RefSeq names its product mal, T-cell differentiation protein (gene Mal). Lineage: Eukaryota; Metazoa; Chordata; Mammalia; Rodentia; Muridae. Gene Ontology annotation, cellular component: apical plasma membrane; plasma membrane raft; hinge region between urothelial plaques of apical plasma membrane. The record is from RefSeq and is marked provisional. Gene Ontology annotation, biological process: myelination; protein localization to paranode region of axon; protein insertion into plasma membrane. Bases 78 to 539 code for a protein of 153 amino acids. The transcript has 4 exons.